UCCUGCUACUGAUACAGAGUCCCCGCUACGUGCGCGUAUCCGGCGCUAUCUGUUGCUCCGGGGAGCUAACUGCGCAUGCCCGUGCAGUAAUCAUUGUGGUUAUGUAUUUUUAGCCUCGGCCUUAAGUGGUACCUUUCUCCCCCUGUAAUCCGGAGCUCGUUGCGAUCCCUCCUGCUCUCUGUCUGCGCCCCAGUGCCUGGUCUGGUUAGUAAGGAGACAUGGGUUGUUUCUUCUCCAAGAAAGCGAAGAGGAAGAGAAACAGCGAAGAGGCGAAAGCAGGGGAGCAGCCGCAGCAAGAUGGGGAAGAGCCCAAGCAGUAUAGUUGGGACAAGAGGGAGAAGGUUGACCCAAAGGAUUAUAUGUUUUCUGGACUAAAGGACCAGACUGUAGGCAAACUGCCAGAUAAAGUUGCAGGUCAACAAUUUGUUAUACAGGAGUGUGAAAACUGCAACAUCUACAUCUUUGACCACUCUGCAACCAUCACUAUUGACGAUUGUACCAACUGUCGCAUAUUUUUAGGGCCUGUAAAGGGCAGUGUGUUUUUCCGUGACUGUAAAGACUGCAAAUGCGUGGUGGCCUGCCAACAAUUCCGCACUAGGGACUGCAGGAGAAUGGAUGUGUUCCUGUGCUGCUCCACCCAGCCUAUUAUAGAGUCCUCUACAGGCAUGAAGUUUGGAUGCUUUCAGUACUAUUACCCAGAGCUGGCAUUGCAGUUCAAGGAAGCUGGAUUGAGCAUUUUUAACAAUACAUGGAGCAACAUCCAUGACUUUACACCUGUUGCUGGAGAAACAAACUGGUCCCUUCUCCCACCUGAUUCUGUCAUCCAAGAUUUUAUACCCCUGCCUGAUUCAGAAGAGCUGAAAUGUGUUCGGGUUUCUGCAGAUAUUCAUAAGAGCAUAAUACCUGUAACCUGGGGGCAGCGGCUGAAGAAAAGUGAUGAAUCCUGCUUGGUGGUUUUCUUUGCUGGAGAUUACACCACAGCAAAUGCUAGAAAAAUGAUCGAUGAGAUGGUUGGCAAAGGGCUAUCUCUUAUUCAGACUAAGGAAGUUGCAAUGAAAACUGAAGAUGCAAAAAGAGUAUUUCAGGACAAAGUCACAGAUUUAAUCUCUCUGGUGGAGAAAGGUCCUGUAGUUGCACUGGAAUUUAAUGGCGAUGGAGCAGUAGACAACUGUCAGUCAGUGAUCAGCAACACCUUCAGUGGCUCCAAGGUGUUUGUAUCAGAGAGCAAAGAGUCGGCUUCUCGAGACGUUGACAAUUUCUACAACUUUGCCGACAUGCAGAUGGGAAUGUAAUAUACUUGUGCUAUCUCUUUCAGCCUUUGUUCCUCAUGUUUACAUGCAGCAAACCUCUUUUUCCAGAACUGCUUUCUGUAUGCCAACAUCAUUUCUUCCCCUAAAAAUAUCCUGUUUAAGGAAAUACUGUUCAUGUUAAACAAUGAUGUAACCUUUGUGACUAAAGGGUAUUUGCAGUAGUGUAUUGAAAAGAGCAUUCCAGGUGCUAUAUAAAUAAAUGAACAUGAUAGCAUUGCUUUCUAAGCACAUAUCUCUGUGCUUUGAAUGUAGCUUAUUUACACAUUGCCCUUCACUUGACUUGAGGAAUGGUGAUGUUUUUUCUCUGCUCUCCCCUGCAUCACAAAGUGGUUUAUUCUGAUAUUCCAAAUCUCCAAACUCUCAGUUUUGAAUAAGCCUUGUGCAUUGCCAGCAAUGCAGAGGUGCAAAUGUGAACAAGUAGAAUGUUUAUUUACAGUCUCUUUGUUGUUUAGUAAAUUAAAUAAUUGUUGUACAACCAACAUUUUAAUAGAAAUGUACAUUUGGUAUAAAACUGGAAUUUUACUGCAUUUUUUAAAAGUAUCAUUUUUUUACAAUUGUGUAGGUAUACAGUUUAGAAAUAUGGCAUUCCAAAAAUUCAGGGUACUUGAGGAUAAUAGUAAGCAACUUAAAAUAUUUUUUUCAAGAAUAUUUAUUUUACCAUUGUAUGUCCAAGUAUCUUUAAAUAAGUAACUUACAUUGUGAUCAUGUAUAUUUUGUUAAAGAAUUGCACUCUCAGAUCAAAUUUUUUUUAUACUGUGAAAUUGUGAUUUUUUUUUUCUGAGCUUAUCAUGCUUUUGUAAUUUUGAGGAACGUUUCAAAAUAUAAAUAUAUAGCUUAUGUUCUUUGUAUCUGUGUAAAGUCGAAGGCAUGUGAGACUCUCAAGAUAUUAGCCCUGCUUGCCAGAUACCUUAUUGUUAGGAAGAGCAGAGGAUCUAAUUGAUUGGCUCUGAAGAGUUACUUUGGAAGCUUCAUAUUUGCAAAGUUACAGAUUAUUCUGUUAGUUUUCAAAUUGUGACGCAACACAUUUCUAAAGUGUAUGAAAACUCUUCUCUACACUCCUUUUGUAAGCACUUUUCUUUUUUUUUAAAGGAGUAGGAUCACAUGAUUUAUUUUCCCCAUUUUUGGGUUCUUGAUCCAGAAUGUAAGAAUACUUUUGUUAACAGUACAGUAAAUAGGACUUUUGUUAAAAAUAUCUCAUGCCUAUUCUUUUUUACUUACAAAAGACCUUUGCCCUGUGAUCACAAGAGUUUGUUUAAAUAAAAACAAUGAAGGUAGUGAUUUUUUUUAAUACAGGCAAUUAAUCUCCCCAUGUGUCAUUGCCCUUAGGUCAGUGGCACAUAGGGAGAUUUGUAGCCCAUGGUUAAACCUCAUCUAGCGUGGGUGACAACUCCCCUGAAUACUUUGCCACCGGUGAUAAAGUGAAUCGCUGGUUGCAAAACACACACACAGAAAACAGAAGUGACGCUUAUGCCUUCCCACUAGUGAUUCAAUUAACUGCUGGUGGAAAGGCAAAUUAGGUAGAUUAGUCACCCGUGGUAGCCGAGAAUUAACCUUGAGCGACAAACCACCCCGUGUGCCACUCCCAGGGCCCAUUGGUCCCCCACGCUUACCUUUACUGCGCCGGAGGGGGUCGGGAGGUGCAUCGGUAGUGUAGAGAGCGCAAUUGCGCUCUCUGAACUAGCAGACCUGAAUUUCUGUUUUAAAGACCAGAAAUUUGCCUAUUAAAGUUACCAGGAGAGGCUUUUUGCCGCCUUUGGCAACUGCCCUUAGGCUAAUGUCCCAUGCAGAGAUUAGUUGCCCUCAAUAGAUCUCUGCCAGUGGUGAUAAACUAGUUUAUAUGUUGAUGUGAGGUGUGUAAGCUGCGGAAGCACAUAACCUUCUCUUUUUAAAUGUUUGCAUUAAUGAAUAUAAUUGACACCUGCCAUAUUACUUUGCUCUGCAUAGGAAAAUCCUCCUCACAUAAUAUAGAUAUCAGAAUACAUUUAUGAAAAAUUAGAAUGCUGUUAUUAUUUUAGGGAAAGUAAUCAGAUAGGGCCAGGGUUUCUUUUUAUUUAUUAAAUGUAGUUUGGUGUGGCCACAAUGCUCAAUGCCUAGGACCAAGCACUAUUAUGUGAUUUAUUUCAAUUUAUUUUCUGCUUAUUUAGCAGCUGUUUGCAUGUGUACUUUUUUUUUAGUUUUAAGAUAUGCUGGAUCAUAGUUCUCUUUAAUAUCAUCAGAUUUUGUUGUAACUUUUAAAUGGGACCUGUCUCCCUAA
Molecule: messenger RNA, 3564 nt
Organism: Xenopus tropicalis (tropical clawed frog)
Lineage: Eukaryota; Metazoa; Chordata; Amphibia; Anura; Pipidae
Gene: rp2
Product: RP2, ARL3 GTPase activating protein
Exons: 5
Coding region: 219-1292 (357 amino acids)
Biological process (GO): post-Golgi vesicle-mediated transport
Cellular component (GO): cytoplasm; plasma membrane; ciliary basal body
Molecular function (GO): GTPase activator activity
Source: RefSeq, a predicted model, not a curated record